GUGACUGAGAAGCCGUCAAGACUUAAGGGCAAAGGUUUGAUUUAUGGACGCGUCUCAUUGCAGUAUCGUUAUAAACGUGUAAACGUGACCAGUUGCUUGUACGCAACAACAGUGGAUUUCAACAUGUCAACUGCCAUAAAUCUUCGAACUGAUUGCUUCCGUGGGUCCUGUAGUGACGCUAUCUCUAAAUACUGUUUACACAGUUCCCCACUUCACAUCAGCGGGAACGCUAACACCACGAAGCCUUCAGGUCGCUUUGAACUUUGGACGCGGUUAGAACAUAGUCACUGAGCAGCCGUCAACAGUAACAACAACAUCACUAUGUUUCAUUCGUGAAAUGUUCUGCUUAUAACUCAGGGAUCGAAAACAAGUCUUCUUGAAAUAGGAGUUUGUAUACAGAAUAGAAAUUCACAAUCUCUCAGAUGAAUAUCCAAGGUCACAACGUCUCCGUUGGAGGACAGCAAGUAAUACACCAAGUCGAGGGUGGACCAGAAGGACGCGAUGACGAGGAAGAAGGGAACGUGUGUGUCGGUGGAACCCAGGUCAUACAUAAAUAUGCUUCACCUGCAAAUGAAUGGGACAGUGAAGUUAACAGGCACAUUCAACAUAAGGUCUGGACUACUGUGUGCUCUGUGGUAAAAGAACACGUCCUGAAACACCCAGUUACCAUCAUCAUAGGAAGCCCUGGCGAGGGAAAGACGACAACAGGAUAUAUGGUAAUGGAAGACUUCUUGAAAAAAAGAUGGCACACGUUCAUUCCAAAAACGCCACAAGAAUAUUUUUCUCACAAGAUGGUAGGAAGGACGAUUGUUUUGUUGAAUGAUAUUUUCGGGGUAUUUGAAUAUGAUGAGUUUGGUUUGAAAGGAUGGCUUCGAGCUUUUGAUGACAUAAGAUCCCAUGAUAUCAAAAGCUCUGAAGUUAAUGCAGUGGAAACAAACAGUGUGAAGUACAUCAUUGUAAGCAGAGACUAUAUAUGGAGAGAAGCAGAGUACAAAUUAGGAAAGUUCAUCAACAAUAUUUUCCAGAAGGUCAAUAUUAUUGAUAUCAAUUCUUCUGUUGAAGCUAAGCUAAAGCUUGAUGAUAAGCUCCAAAUCAUUAAUGCCAUGACAAGCAAAUAUGGCGUAGAGCUUUCGAAAGAUGCCAUUGAAAGAAUUGUCACUGUACCAAGUCUGCAUGGUUUUCCACAUUGUGCAGAACUGAUGUUUACCCUGCAAGAAACGAUAGAGGACGCCGAGGCAUUUAUGAGAGAGCCACUCAUCUUCCUGAAGGAGACAAUCAAACAGUUGUGUGAUGAUGCUGUAAAACGCCACGUCUUUUGUCUACUUCUUAAACAGGGAGGGGACAUGCUACUUUAUAAGACAACAGAACAGUUACAAGAUGCUGGAAAGGGUUUGUUUCCUGAUCACAUGAUGGGUGUCGUUGAUGUUCAUGCUUUCCAGAGGACAUGUAAGGUGUUGGAAGGACCGUAUCUUCAGAGAGAGGAAGACAGGAUAAAGUUUUCCCACCCUUCAGUACUUCAUAGUGUAGCUGUGAAUCUUGGAUGUGACUACCCUGAGUUGUUAAUUAAACACUGCGACAUGAGCGUGUUGAAGGACAUCCUCAGACAUGGAAAUGAGCCUGAUGAGAAGCAUGUGGAUGUCACGGACACCAUUCUGCCCAUUGUCAUUGAUAGAUUUGCAAAGGAGCUUUCCCAGGGAAGCAUGAAACAAGUGCUCUCUCAUGUCCUUCUGCAGUGGGAGGAGUUUGUAGUGAAUUUGCUCGAUUGUUCCGAGAUCCCGAACGAUUUGCCAGAGCUGGUUGAUGCAGCCACAGGAGAGUCCUGCUUGUAUCUGGCAUCUAGCAACAAGAAAAAUGUGUUUUUAAAAGCGCUUCUGAGAAGGUUCCGUAUAUCUGAAGUUAACUUGGUAAAUGCUUUGUUUGGUUGCUGUGAGUUUGGAAACAGCAAUGGAGCUAGUUAUCUCCUUUCAUCGAACCAGAACAAUUUAUCAAAUGUAAGGAAUAACAAAGGUGAAACAUUUCUUAUAGCUGCUGCCAGGAAUAGACACACUGACGUAUGCAGGGUAGUCCUUACUUAUCAAAGCAUAGAUUGGAGGAACUUACAUGGAGACAGUGCUAUGCAUCUAGCUGCAGAACAAGGCAAUACUGAACUCAUAAAGCUAUUGAUAGAUCGCGUUAAUGAUGUGGAUCAGAACAAUAAUAAGAUGGAAACAGCCCUUCAUAAAGCAUUACUUGGUGGACAUCUUGCGACGUCAAAGGAUCUUCUGCGAAAGGGGGCUGAUUUUACUAAGACAGAGUCAAUGGGACUGACGGCACUUCAUUGUGCUUGUUACACAGGUUUAUCUGAAAUUGUUGAGAUUCUGGUGGAGAAAGGGUGCAACCUCAGUGCAAAAGACAAACGUGGAAGUCAUGCAAUCCAUAAAGCUGCUGAAAGAGGACAUACUGAAGUAGUAGAAUUUCUGCACAAAACUGGGUGUAGUGUGCACACAUCUAACAAUGCUGGUGUCACUUGUCUACACUUGGCAAGUUAUAAUGGUCACAUUGAUACUGUCAAAUGUCUUCUGAGGUUAGGCUGUGAUAUCGAUGCCAGAAGUCGGAUUGGAUAUACACCACUAAUGCACGCAGCAGCUGGAAGCCAGUUGGAAGUGCUUGAAACCUUAGUGGACCAGGGAGCAGAUAUCAAUGCUGUGGACAUAUUAGGGCAUACUCCAUUCAUCAUAUCCAUUUAUUUGUUUUGUCCAGAUGCAGCUUUGUUUCUGCUUCACAGGGGUGCAGAUACAAGUCUCAAAAUGGAUCUGUCAUUUUCAAAGGGUCUUGAAUUUCUUCAGUUGGUAUCUCCAGACGGAAGAUUUAGAAAUGUAGUACUCUGCCUCCUUCAGAUCAGCAAAAUGAUGGAACGGUUUCUUCCACAAACUACAAUGUCAGCCCUUGUGCUCAGUGUGUUAACAGGUCAAAAGAACAUUAUGGUUAAUAUUCUAGGUCAAGGAGAGGAUCCAUUUGUUACAAUUUUGGGUGGAAACCUUCUCCACUUUUGCUGUGAAAUCCCAAACAGGGUCGACGUGACCUAUCGCCUUACCAUGGGCACGCUUAGUCUUCUAUCUCUGGGUUGGCCUAAAGUGCCCAUUACAACCAUUUUGAAACCCUUAUGUGCUCCUGAUGUUGCUGAGGAACUUAUUCAAAGGGGAGUCGAUGUCAACGCAUUUAAUAGUGAUGGUUUUGCUCCUUUGCAUCUUGCAGCUGAAAAUGGCUAUGUUGGUAUGUUGAAAGUAUUACUGGACAGUAACAAUUGUUUCAUCAAUCCAAGAUCUCACAAGGAUAGGUCAACUCCUUUACAUGUGGCCGUGAAAAGCAAUCACACAGAUGCAGUAAAACUGCUGUUGAGGCAUGAGUGUGAUGUAAACAGCAAGGAUGUUGCAGGUAGAAGUCCAGUACAUUUGGCUUGUGAGACAGGCAACACCACUGUUCUGAAAGACCUUCUGUCCAAAGGAGGUGAUGCAAAUAUUCAGGAUCAGAAAGGCAAUACACCUCUUCACUAUGCAGCCUGGCGAGGUCGCCGUUCCUGUGCACUGUAUCUGAUGAAUACUGCGAAUCUCUUGGACAUGCAGAACAGGUAUUCAUUCAGAGCAGUAGACUAUGCCUAUGCACGCUGCAACAUUCCCACAGGCAAGGUUCUUGAGGAGCAUUUCCCUCCACUGAGUCGUGUCAGACGGUGUAAACUUCAAAUACUGAGAGUUGUGUGUGCGAACCCCAUUGUUGAUUUCAUCUUGAACAACCCCCUGAAGACAAUAUGUAUAAUACUACUUGUAUCAUCAAUCAUAGGUCUUGUACUGUUGCUGUAACAAACAUUCUCGGAUAUAAUACCACCAAGUCGUCGCAUUCUCAGCAUGAGACAGAUCUUUGAAGGAGCACCCAGGCUAAUCUGAUAACCAAAGUGUUAUGAUGAUUAUCAGAGAGAAGAACCUGUGACGUUUCAUCAUAACGAAUGUUCCCGGGAUCUAGUCUGCCAAGACAGCAGAAGGUCUGUGGUUCGAUCCCCUUAAAGACGUUAAAAGAUUGUACUUGUUUUUACCCUGCUUUACGUUCAUCCUUAAAGCGACAAAACUAAGGAUUGGGCGAGUGAGUAUACUGUUUGUAUUCAUUGUAAACUCUGACAUGGUAUCCUGAGUUAGAUCUUUCAGUAUAUGUGGUUAUUAUAGCAAGGUUUGGGGUAUAACGAACUUAGUUAUGAGGACACUGCUGGGAUAUCUGGAGUUGACCCUUACCAAAG
This is a messenger RNA of Haliotis rufescens (red abalone), 4264 nucleotides long. RefSeq lists its product as uncharacterized. Lineage: Eukaryota; Metazoa; Mollusca; Gastropoda; Lepetellida; Haliotidae. Gene Ontology annotation, molecular function: protein binding. Bases 423 to 3836 code for a protein of 1137 amino acids. The transcript has 3 exons. The record is from RefSeq and is a predicted model, not a curated record.